Molecule: messenger RNA, 6555 nt
Organism: Branchiostoma floridae (Florida lancelet)
Lineage: Eukaryota; Metazoa; Chordata; Leptocardii; Amphioxiformes; Branchiostomatidae
Product: von Willebrand factor D and EGF domain-containing protein-like
Exons: 32
Coding region: 152-5875 (1907 amino acids)
Molecular function (GO): calcium ion binding
Source: RefSeq, a predicted model, not a curated record
GGUCGUAACAAGGAACCAUUUGCACAAAACCUUUUUACUCUGUAACUACGCAGUACUGCCCAGCGUUACUAAAACCACCGAUUCAAAAAGUCUUUGCUAGCAAUACGUUUUUAAAAUCGUGCAUGUGGACCAAUACCACUGGAUCACAACAAUGGUGUCAGCAAACAGGAUGAUCUUCGGAUGGAAACUUUUGUAUCUUCCAGUAUUCUGCUUGCUAUUGGCAGGAUUUGUCGUAACAGUUGAAGGAACUCCAUGGCUACAGAUGUUUGCGACCGUGAAAGGGACCGGGCAAACUGCCGUAGACGCCUGGAAUGAUAACACCGGUGAAAACGUUUUACACGACAAGAGCCCUUUGGUCGAGCAAUGGGGAUCGCUUGGCAUCAAACGGGUGAAGAUCGUGCUGGAGGCCUCCACUGGAGAUGUAGAGUUGAUAUUCAACGGAGAAAACACAGACAAGUACAACUGGUUCUCCCUGGCGCGUCUGGUGUCAUCUCCUUGGAACGACGUUCAUACUGAGCCUAAUAACUUCUUUUCGAUCGCAGGACAUGAUAUCCACUUACGAACUUUUUUCAUCAGCAGAAGCUACGCUGGCUGUCCCCUUGACUUUGGUUGGCUUGUGUUGGCCGAGGGAACCGCCUGCACGUGGGAGCAGACAUCUUCAAACCAGCGCCCAUACAUUCUGUUUUCUCCUACAACUACGUACGUCAACUGGAACGACGCUAAUGUUGGAAAAGCUGAUCGCAUGGUCAUUUACAUCGACACGGAGGAAUGCGCUGAGUGCGAUCAGGUCUGCACAUAUACAAACCGGGAAUUCCAGUGCUCUUGCUAUGCCGGAUACACCUCAAAUGAAAACAGCAAUUGUGUCGACAUCGAUGAAUGCGUGGAAGAAAAUGGCGGCUGUGAUCACAUCUGCACCAACACAGAGGGGAGUUUUCAGUGUUCCUGCAAUACUGGCUACCUUCUCAAUGCUGAUGGAUGGACAUACCCGUGCCUAACGGCCACUCGCCUGUACGAGCCACACCGCAGUACCGCGUACGUCACAGCCGGAUCGACCGUGUGCGACAAUGACCUGGCGGCGGGCUGGUACCGCUUCACUCACGUGGGAGGCACGAUGCCGACCAGCUGUGUACAGUCCUACCGCUGUGACGACAGUAUAGCUAACUGUUCGGCCUGUGUGAAUACCGGCGUGCCUGACGAGUGCUGCACAGAACAAUACAACAUUGAAGUCAAGAGAUGCCCCACCCCCGGACACACCUACUACGUCUAUAAACUUGUACCGACCAACCACUGUGAGGCGUACUGUGCAGGUGAUAGCGUGCCCUGCCCAAAUGGUGAAAUGUACAACGUAUUCCACCGUACCUGCGGAAAUAUCAUCCCGUUGUUCUCAAACAACCCUAUCCUCCAUCCUCCUGAGUAUGACUUAAUCAACAAUCACGUGACGUUCACGUGUGAGGUUGAGUAUGACCCUGAUGACGUCACUGCCCAGUUUGACGUUAUGUUCCUGUUCGAUAAUGAGUACUUUCCGGACGUGCCCAACGUGACCCUGACGGCCGGGAAAAGGCGCGCAAAGAUGGACGCCAGUCACCUGGGUCUGAACCAGCUGUACCCUCAUUUGCCUGUCACGUGGCCGUCGAAGAUGGGAAAAGCUGUUUCCUGUCAAGUGAGGUCGUACUGGGAAGAAACUCCCGAAGUGAAAAGUGAGUGGCGUCAAAGCAACUCCUACUGGGCAGGAAUUGAGGCAGAAGACGUUGUCGUGAUCGAGGAGUCGGCUGAGUACUACAAGCUGGAGCUCAACAGUACCGUCCCGUUCGUCUGUAGAGGUGGGGCGCAAAGGGCGGGGCAGUGUUACGUAGACGUUCCCUUGGCAUUCGACGCAAACGACGACGACGUCUGCAUGUCUCAGCGUUGUCACGUGAGGUUUUACGCGGACAGGUGGUCAGACACAGAACACAGGUUGAAAGGAGAGGCCAUCUUGGUUGCCGUAAAAGAUGGCCAGUGGGACGGAGACAAGCAUAUGCUCAUCAACUUUGGGAAGAUCACCCACUCCCCGGUCACGUUCAACAUUCCUCACAUCUUCCAUGGCUACACACCAGAGUUCAACAUUCAGGUUCGAACAAUUGAUUCCAUCGAGGCUACUUGCACGUACUCCGGUGACCCCCACGGCAUUACCUUCGACGAGCUUACAGGGAACUGGCUCAAACAAAUUCACGUGAUACUUCCUGGGGAAUUCGUUCUCUACAGAAGUACAAAACCUGGCCGAAAGUUCGAGGUCCAUUCACGACACAGACGCUGCCGUUGGGAUUUCGACAUUUCCUGUAACUGUGGAGCGGCUAUCCGCGAGGGGAACGACGUCGUGAUCGUCGACUACUGCCACAGGACUUCACCAAUGAUUCAGUACAAAACAGCUACAGGAGGGCCUCUAUCUCCGGGCGUUGUAGUCAGCCAGGACAGGAAUGGGCGGUACAUCAGGGUUACGAUGCCUUCUGGUGCGUUCUUGGAAGUCAUAGGUUCUGGUUUCGUCACCCUGCGUGUCCACGCGCCGGGGAUAGAUAAGGGGUUCACCGAAGGGCUCUGUGGGACCUUCGAUGGUGACCCUGCCAACGAUGCCAUGAUGCCGGACGGUACCAUUUCUACUCACCACAUCUGGCCGGACUGGCACAGAGACUUCUCCUAUACUUGGCGAAUUCAGCCCGGACAGAGUCUGUUCGACGUGGAGUGUAUAGACGAGGUCAGCAGCCCCGUGUCUGAGUCCGAGUUCUGCACGUGUGGGGAGGGGAACAGAGUAGAGUGUAGCCCGACUAAAACUCGCAAAUCUAACCCCCUGAACGCCGUUUUCAACACCAUUCAACCAUACCAAGAGGUAAAAAUCCGGAACUGCGCAAGGAGAAGGAAGAGGGAUCUAGAUAGCAUCGAAGACGACCCGGAUUUGUACAACGACGACGUCGACACGACGCAAUACGAGUUCGACUACGCCUUAAACUCGGAACCGGUUGUCAACAGUAUGUGGCCUACCCCCAACAGAGGAAUAACAGAGGAGGAAGCCAUGGAGAAGUGUCAAGGGGGAAUCUUGAACUUGACCAUCGCUGAAGACUGUCGGGAUGUGUACGGUGUGGACAUCUUCUCUGGAGUGGACUUCUGCAUGGCGGAUGUAAAAGUAACGGAAGAUUUCCAGUAUAUUGACAUCAUUGUGCAACAGAUUCAGGCAGAAUGUGCCGAAAAGGCCUACAACAAUGUCAGUCUGUACGAGACCAACGAGAACGGCACAGCGGUGCCUCCAGCCUUCAUCACGGAGAACCUGUGUCCGCGCCAGUGUAGUAACCAAGGCCGGUGUGUGAACAGCACGUGUGAGUGUAACCAUGGUUACACGUCUGCAGACUGCUCCAUACAGAUCGGCAGGCCUCCAGUCGCGCUGGAACUCCCCUCGGACGGGCUGUGUGACGUCAGGAGUCGGCCCUGUAUGAAGACGUCUUUCUUCGCCGAACCCGUGGUGAACUCGGAGAACCUGACCUGUAGAGUUACUCAAGUUCAGAUACAGGAUGGAGUAAAGACUCAAGCCAACACCAGCGGCCGGUCCGAGGCGACGUUCCGCAGUUUUGGGGAGGUGUCGUGCGCCCUCCCCAGGUCUCCUGUACGGGACGGGACACCUGACACUAAAGAAGGCGCGGUGGCUCAUGGGAUGCUGGUGUCCGUUAGUAACGAUGGAGAACGGUUCAGUGAGGAGUUGUUCUUCACCGUGUACGACUCCGUCUGUCAGGAGUGUACUCAGGGAGGGGACUGUACGUGGCGGCCCAACACCUGCAUCAUUCGGGGACACUGUUUCAGGGAUGGUGAGGCAAAUCCAAACGACUGGUGUCAGCAGUGUUUGCCUGCGCUUUCCAAUUCAACGUGGUCACAUCGACAAGUUAACGUCGCCCCAAGGCUUACGACACCCUCCACUAUUCAAAAACUUGUCGGUGAGAAUCUGACGGUGACCUUGACCGCAGAGGACCCAGAGGGAAGACCUUUGACCUUCCGAAUGACAUCGUCAGAUGACCUUGGCGUUAGCGUACAGUCAAACGGACAUUUGCACUGGACAGCAGAUGGGGUCAGCUCUUUUUCCAUCAACGUCACAGUUGAAGACGAGUGUGGCGCGACGUCCGAACAGACGUUCCACCUCACCACGAUGUCGUGCCCGUGUGAGAACGGAGGAUCCUGUGUGCCCGAUCCCGACAUGCCCCGCGGACAGGGCUUCUACGCAUGCGUGUGUCCUGGGUACACCGGGGCCGUGUGUGAAACUGAGGUGGACGAAUGUCAGUCCAGCCCGUGUGUGAACGGAACCUGUAUUGACCUCGUGAAUGGCUACAAUUGCACCUGCGCGGAAGGAUACAUCGGUACCCGGUGUGACGUGAGUGCUGACAACAAGUGCGCACUAGACCCGUGUUUUCCCGAGGUUUCAUGCAUCAACUUGGAGGACGGGGGCUACUCGUGCGGACGGUGUCCUACGGGAUACGUAGGGAAUGGAUACGACUGCGAAGAUAUGAAUGAAUGUACGUCUGGUAUUCAUGACUGUCCGUACAUCUGUAACAACCUUCCCGGAACAUACGAAUGCACCUGUUCAGAUGGGUUCGUGUUGAUUGGCGAUGACUGCAUAGAUGUGGAUGAGUGUGCUUUAGAGCUGGAUGACUGUUCCCACUACUGUACCAAUAUGAAUGGGUCCUACAUGUGUGGAUGUCCUGCAGGAUACGGACUUAACACAGACGGAAAGACAUGUGACGACGUGAACGAGUGCGCCAGCUCCCCCUGUCGGAAUGGAGGCCAAUGUCAGGACGGAGUCAACCAGUACAGAUGUUCGUGUGCCCGCGGUUGGGUUGGGAAACACUGUGAGGAAGACAUAGACGAAUGUAGGCUGACGAACCACGGCUGUCAUGAGUGCACCAACACCCCCGGCAGCUACAAUUGUUCCUGUAUGGACGGGUACGUGGUCGGCGCCGGCGGGACAUCAUGUCAAGACGUAGAUGAGUGUCUCCUAGACAACGACGUGUGCCCGUAUGUCUGCAUCAACACUGAGGGAAGUUACUACUGUAUCUGUCCGCCUGGGUACAUGCCCGAAACAGACGAAUGCUAUCUUCCACCGACGGACCCCCCAAUAAAGCGGUCUACUGCAAUCGGCGAUGACUGUAGGUCAACUCCAUGUACGCUUGAACACCAGGAAUGUACGGAGAGUGGAGGAACCUACAUUUGCCAAUGUGCUGAAGGGUACUACUUUGCGAUCGUCGGAACUAAGGACACAUGCAGAGAAUCACUCACAUAUGAAGCUGAACUGACCAUUGUGGAAAUCGGUGGCGUGCAGCAGCGCUUCACAGCAAAGUUGGAUGAUCCAGAAUCUGAGGAAUUUCGGAGGACGGCCUCGGUUGUUGAGAAUGCACUGAGUGAACAUUUUGAGGCCAGUAGCCUCAGUGGACGGUGCAAGGGAGUUAAGAUCACGUCCUUCCGGGAAGGAAGCGUCAUCGUCCGGUUUGACAUCUACCUAUCCCAGGGUCCCGCCUCCGUCAGUAUGGUCACAGAGGCGUUCUACGGGAAUAUAAGUGACAACACCUUUGGUUCAGCGCAAGUCACAAUCGUGCCAUCGUCUUUGACAGUUUCAGAAGUCGUCAAAGACGGACCGACAACUCCAUGGUACCACGAGCCGCUGUACCUGACACUGGUUUGUGCCGGCUGUGCUGUUACUCUCAUCGCCAUCGUGGUGACAUUGAUCUGCUGGUAUAUCAAGCACAGCGGUCAGCAAAAGAAACAAAACAAAGUGGACGCAGUUGACCACACCCAGCUUCCAAUGACCAACAGGCAACAGAGCAGCAGAAAUAAGCAAGAUUUUGUAGAGCCUCCUAUGGCUUGGUGAUAUUCGCCUCCAUGAAAAAGGAAAGUUAUUGUUUUUAGUGUGCUGUGUGUUUGUGUAUUUUCUGAUUUUGCAUAACGUCAAACCUCUAGAUUUUGUAUAUAGAUUAGUAGAUGAUCAAGGUCAGUUUGGUCCUCCUGGUGUGUGACCUUGGUACUGCAGUUUUUGUCUCUUUUCCUUAGACAUGAUAUAUUUUCGUUGAAACUAGUUUUAUCAAAAGAAUGUGUACCUAUUAUGUGACACUGUAUAUAGAUAUAAUUGAUGCAAAUCAGGGACUGAUUUUCAUGAUUAAUGAAAUGCUACAAUAGCCUUCUUUAAAAAGAUGAGGUUUUAAUAAUUUGUUUUUCUUUACGUCUGCGUACCUACAAUCAAGAUCAAUUUGAUAGACAAGGAGAAUUGUUUUGGAGAUAACUUUGCGCUAUGGUAAUUUGUUUGGCCCUAACAAACCUAACAGUAAAAAAUGAUGGCUGGUAAAAUAUAUCCAUUUUGCACUAAGUUGGUGUCUGUAAAAUGUUUGCUUUGUAUGUAUGUAGACAAUAUUCCCGAAAGAAGAUAGCCUAGAAUGGACUAUUUUUUACACCGAUGUUUACACCAAUGUCCUCAUUCUACUUGGGUGAAAAUAAGUACCUGAUAGCUUGGGUUAGGAACGUACAUCGGACAGGACAUUAAAUGGAGGUACUGUG